CGCGGCGGCACUGGCCGGCGGCGGAGGGGGCGGGCCGGGCCGGGCGCCAUGGCGGUGGACAUCACCCUGCUGUUCAAGGCCAGCGUGAAGACGGUGAAGACCCGCAACAAGGCGCUGGGGGUGGCGGCGGGGGACAGCGCCAGGGAUGAGCUGCUCAAGCGGAGCGCCGCCCGCUCCAAGAGCGACUUCACCAGCCGGGCCCGGGAGGUGAUUUCCCAUAUUGGAAAGCUGAAAGAUUUUCUUCUUCAACACAGAAAGGAUUACAUUAAUGCUUACAGCCAUAUUAUGUCUGAGUAUGUGAGGAUGACAGAUACAGAGCGGGAUCAGAUAGAUCAAGAUGCUCAGAUCUUCAUGAGGACGUGUGCCGAUGCCAUCCAUCAGCUGAGAACAGAAGCACACAAGGGUGUCCAGUCUUCUCAGGUAAAGGAGCACAGAACAGCUGUCUUGGACUUCAUUGAAGAUUACUUAAAAAGAGUGUGUAAGUUGUAUUCCGAGCAAAGAGCCAUCCGAGUUAAGCGAGUGAUAGAUAAGAAGAGACUGUCCAGACUCGAACCUGAGCAGAGCAAUGUGUCCAAAUCACCUCUUUCCCCUGAGAAAUCUUCACAGAAUCCUUUAGAUGAUCCUGAAGAAAAGCUUUCUGCGGAGGAAAGCAAAGACAGGAAUCUGCCUGAUGCCCAAAGUAACCUGGGAUUGUGGGGGGACGGUAAAGGUGAAGAUGAGCUGUCACCUGAAGAAAUACAAAUGUUUGAACAGGAGAACCAGAGGCUUGUUGGUGAAAUGAAUAAUCUCUUUGAUGAAGUCAGACAAAUUGAAGGAAAAGUGGUGGAAAUCUCCAGACUACAAGAGAUAUUCACUGAAAAAGUCCUGCAACAGGAAACUGAUAUUGACAAUAUCCAUCAAUUAGUUGUGGGUGCAACAGAGAAUAUCAAAGAAGGCAAUGAAGACAUAAGAGAGGCCAUCAAAAACAAUGCUGGAUUUAGAGUAUGGAUCCUGUUCUUCCUUGUGAUGUGUUCAUUUUCCUUGCUUUUUCUGGACUGGUAUGAUAAUUAAUUAAAAAUAUAAUGUUGUCUACACGCUUUCUUUGUAAAACUUCUGACAUUUUUUUUUCUAUGGAGCAGGGUAUAUGACAUACCUAUAUAUUUCAUGCAUUUUUUUCAUACUGCUGUGAUGGAAAUAUUUUCCAAUAAACAAGUAUGUGUAUAUACGCAUGAGCGCAGAGGCAGAUGUCAGCAUUGAUUUUAAAUCCCUUUAUCAAACACAAAACCACGCUUAAUCCUGCAAAGAACACAGAAACCUUUGGAAGAGCAGGUAAGAAAGGCCCAAGCUGGAGCACAGUGUCAGAAAAACCCAAGAGGAAUGAAGGUUUUCUGAGUCACCCACACACCUGUGGUAGUUAAGUCCAGAUCAAGAGGAAACUGCGACUAUGCAGAAGCAUCUACACUGUCUCAGGCUUUUAUUUAAUCAAACCACUUCAGUACACGGUGAUCACUUUGCACAUGUAUGAGCUCUACUUCUAAUCUUUAAUUCGAGUCAGAUCAGGUUGCUUUAACAGUAGUAAUGAUGAUUAUGAUAAAAAGUCAACUGAAGAGCUUUACUUCUAGGUGAAAAGAGAAUUGUGCAUUGAAACGGGUGUUCUGGGAUAUCAGAACAAAACCAAAGGAUAGAAAAUAUUAAAGCCAAACUCUUAAACGUACUAAAAUUAGGAGCAAUUUGUUAACUAAAAAGAAAAAAGUCUCAAAACCAACUAUAAGUAAGAAUCAAUAAACUUCCUUCUGUUAAAUCAGAGGAAAAAAUGGUUUUGACUUCAAGAGCAUAAGCAAUCUCUUUCUCCUAGGUUGUAAAGCUUUGUAUUUUUUAAUGCUUGUUGUUAUGAGACAGAGAAAUAAGUUGUUUCUCAUCAGUAUUUACUUGUGCAUUAAAGUUGUUAUUGUCCUAAAUUUAAGGGCAGGAGAUGUAUCAUGAGUCAUUACGAUGUAGGACAGUCUUGGGAACAGAUCUUUCCAUCUUGUAAAAUCUGAAUGUCCUCUGUAAAUGUGUUGGUAUGAAAUGUGUGGUUUGCUACCUCUCUUCUGAAAUAUGUAUUUCUAUACAUUAUACGCAACAAGCAGCAUCAUCCUUAGUCAUCACUGUGCACAGAGUGAAGAUGUCAAAAGUUACAUGUGAAUUAAUUACUCAAUAAAGCAUCUGCCCAUCAGAAAACGCAAACAUGGUGUGUGUUGAGUAUCUUAACGUAAGCUUGAUGUUUAAAAAUUUAAAGAAAAUUUGGCACGUAAUUUAUUGCUUUUUAUGCAUUCCACAUACCAUAAUGACUUAAGAAAAGCCUUUUACAGGUACUACUGUGUAGUGCAUAUUUUGUAUCAAACCUAGAGACUUAAGGAUGGUUAUUUUUACUGUAUCCUUGAUAAAGCAACUCUACUAGACAAGAAAAUAAAAGUAGAGCUGACCAUGUUUGUUCUACGAUAGAUCUUGAGAAACAGCCCCUACGGCUGUUCUCCCUUCAUUUUUCUGGUAGCGACUGUACAAAAAAAUGGCACUUUUGACAUGUCCACUCCACUUUGCCCCACUCAAGUUCCAUGAAGAAAAAAGGUGACUUGCUUGCCCAGAUGCUUCACACACUUAUUUUGUCUAACUGUUAAAUUAAUAAGAUGUCUGUUUUGUAAUAUAUUUAAGAUUUAUAAUAAAAAUGAAAACAUGGUUUCACACAUA
Molecule: messenger RNA, 2706 nt
Organism: Columba livia (rock pigeon)
Lineage: Eukaryota; Metazoa; Chordata; Aves; Columbiformes; Columbidae
Gene: STX18
Product: syntaxin 18
Exons: 11
Coding region: 49-1050 (333 amino acids)
Biological process (GO): intracellular protein transport; retrograde vesicle-mediated transport, Golgi to endoplasmic reticulum
Cellular component (GO): membrane; endoplasmic reticulum; SNARE complex
Molecular function (GO): SNAP receptor activity
Source: RefSeq, a predicted model, not a curated record